AUGGUACAUUGGAAAAGUUCUUUAAAAAUAUCAGAUAACUCUUCUACAUCUACAACUCUAUAUCCAGACAGUAGAUUAUUAUUAGCAAAUUCAACUGCAUCUGUUUGUUGUAUUGAUUUUGUUUUUAAUCAUUCAACAACCGAUGAACUAUGUGUAAAUCAGAACGUGCAUGAAAAUAUCAGCGCUGUAUUAAAAAAUUCUCGCAUCUUUGAGCAAUUCCAUAGAAACACAACGGAGAUGGUUGUGACAAAACAAGGAAGACGAAUGUUUCCAGCACCGGAGAUUAUUUUAUCGGGAUUGGAUCCAAAUAGAUCAUAUAUUAUUUUUAUGGAUAUUGUUCCAGUUGACAAUGCAAAGUACAAAUGGACAAACAAAAAUUGGAUAAUGCAUGAUAAAAACGACAAUUGUUGGUCUUCAGAAAUAUUUGUUCACCCAGACAGUCCUCUUUUAGGUUUGCAAUGGAUGAAAAAAUCAAUAAGUUUUAAGACUCUGAAGCUUACCAACAACUCAUCUAACUCAAAAGGAAAUAUUCAUUUGAGCUCGAUGCACAAGUAUCAACCUCGUAUUCAUCUUAUACAAACUUGCGAUAUGCAUUUGAUCAAUUUUCAGCCUUUUUGUACUUUUGUUUUUAAAGAAUGCCAGUUCAUCGCAGUUACAGCAUAUCAAAACCCUAAGAUUACAGAUUUAAAAAUUAAAUACAACCCGUUUGCAAAAGGAUUUCGAGAUGAGUUAAAUAAAAAGGUUCCUUUCAAACUAGUGCGUUCCAAAAAGCCGUCUGCGAAAAAACGAAAAAUCGAUGACAAGUUAAACACAAAACAAACCUUAGUAAAAAAAGAACUGCUUCCAAUUAUUGAACAAUUAACAACUUUAUCGUCAUCAGAAGGGCUUGAACUGUCAGCUGAAAUGUUAAUCGAUGAACUUACCCUUCCCGGAUCAACUUCAAGAAAAAACUUGGAGCUUCUUUGCCAGCCUUAUUCUAACUCCAUCCCUUUCAAUCACACAAUUGCAGAAUCAAGUUUCACAUAAAAAUCAA
This is a messenger RNA of Hydra vulgaris (swiftwater hydra), 1033 nucleotides long. Its product is annotated as T-box protein 2. The record is from RefSeq and is a predicted model, not a curated record. Lineage: Eukaryota; Metazoa; Cnidaria; Hydrozoa; Anthoathecata; Hydridae. Gene Ontology annotation, molecular function: DNA-binding transcription factor activity, RNA polymerase II-specific; RNA polymerase II cis-regulatory region sequence-specific DNA binding. Gene Ontology annotation, cellular component: nucleus. Gene Ontology annotation, biological process: regulation of transcription by RNA polymerase II; cell fate specification; positive regulation of DNA-templated transcription.